AUGGCAUCCUCCGGCCAACUAUCAGAGAUUCCACAUCUCGUGGCUCUCAUCAGGACCCUCACAAAUCCGCAAUUGAAAGAACUUCUACGAAAUGAGGGCCUCGCGGUGUCCGGUGUCAAGGCAUCGCUGCAGCUCCGCAUCAUUGACUAUCUUGAGCGCCUCGCCAAUUCCGAAGGCAAUGGAGCCCGUUACGAUGCCCUGAGACGACUUAUCUAUCAGGUCGCAAUCCCCGGAGCUUCGGCUUUUCAGUCCUCUUCGCCUAGCUAUCAACUCCCACCUCCACCUACUGCUCAGCCUACACCGUCGCAAUCUCGACCUACAUCUUUGGGUGCCAUGGCUCCCCAAUCCAGCUCACACGGUCGCCUGGUUUUCAAAGAAAGCCCCUUCUUCACGAUCAUGUCCCCUUUGACUUCGGUGAUGGAAUGCAAAGUCCGUGAACAAACCAGGGAUAGCAUUGAGCUCAAGGUCUCGCUGAGUGCAUCCACGGCGUCGGAUCUGCAAACCGACCCAAACCUUCGGGUGAUGAUCUACUGUGCGGCGGACUCGGGCCUGAAGCAAUACACCAAGUCUGAUAUUGCGUUCCCCCAUCAAGUGGAACUCAAAGCCAAUCUGGAUGAAGUCAAAGCCAAUCUCCGUGGUCUGAAGAAUAGACCUGGCACGACCCAACCAGCAGAUGUCACAGCGCAUAUACGCAAGAAGGCAAAUUAUCCUAACAACAUCGUGAUGACUUAUGCAUUAACAACAAAGAAAUUCUUCGUGAUUGCUAACCUUGUCCGACAACAUCCCGUUGAAGAACUUGUCAUGCAACUCAAAUCCCGCAAGAUCAUCUCGAAGGAACAGGUGAUCCGCGAAAUGAAAAAUCGCGCAGAGGAUACUGAUAUAGUUGCGACAUCAAGUAUCAUGUCACUCAAGUGCCCGCUCUCAACGCUCAGAAUCCAAGUUCCUUGUCGCUCAGUGAUCUGCACCCAUAACCAGUGCUUCGAUGCGUCAUCUUUCCUUGAGCUGCAAAAGCAGGCUCCCACUUGGACCUGUCCAGUGUGCUCAAAGUCCACGAGUUUCGAGUCUUUGCAGGUAGACCAAUAUGUUGAUGACAUUCUCGGAUCCACAUCACGAGAUGUCGAUUCAGUGGUUGUAGAACCGGAUGGCACGUGGUCCGCGCCCAGCGAUGCAAAUACAGUGAAUCUCGGCGGGCGAACUCCAACAAGCGACGACGAUGAUGACGACGAUGACCUGAUUGAGAUCAGCGAGCCUGGCAUUCCUUCUAUGAAACAAGAAUCAAUGUCUACAAACAUCAUGCUGGAGCGAACUCCGGCGCAGUCCAAGUCUCGAGAAGCAUCGACUCCAUCCUCAGCGGCUCGCUUAUCAAGUAAGAAGCGCCCUGCAGCCCAGGUCAUCGAUCUCACUGGCAGUGACGACGACGAUGAUGAAUCGCCCGCCCCUCCCGUGAAACGUCCAGCCUUGAACUUUGGUGUUCGCGGGAUAGCACCGCAUGAUUCUCACACGCCAGUGGCUAACAGCCCCCUGAACAAUCGAGCUUAUCCACCUCCUCCGUUCUAG
Molecule: messenger RNA, 1557 nt
Organism: Penicillium cataractarum
Lineage: Eukaryota; Fungi; Ascomycota; Eurotiomycetes; Eurotiales; Aspergillaceae
Product: Siz/PIAS RING finger protein
Exons: 7
Coding region: 1-1557 (518 amino acids)
Biological process (GO): protein sumoylation
Molecular function (GO): SUMO ligase activity; zinc ion binding
Source: RefSeq, a predicted model, not a curated record